GAUGGACGGGACUGAAUUGGAGACUCUGCAGUUUAUCAAUGAUUCAUCCACAACCUCCAGUGUGAGCCUGCAAAAGCAACGACUGCAUCUGCAAUGUCCCCUGGUGGUUACUGCUGUGGUCUGGGGAGUAACUAAGUUUAUUUAUGCAUUGUUUGUACAUUCGGUAUUGAUUUACAACAAUAUUUAAGGAAAAUACUGCCCUACCAUCCACUGCCAGCCGUUUUCAUUCACAAAAUUCGCAGAAUCCGCCUGUGUGCGCUCUCAACGCCAAGCUUUGCUGCAUUUACAAAGCAGAGCAUUCCCCGUUGUACCUGGGUGCAAGCGAAGCUAGUUAUCAGUCUUGGGACGUUUAAAGCACCGGAAAUCUGAUUAACGAUCAAAGAAGACCGAGUCUAAAUGGAGCGCCGGGUCUCUCUGGGCGGGAAUGCAGGAAAUCCCGCUUCUGUGUUCCAACCCUUUCUGGAUGGCCGCUUACCUUGCGGGAGGUUACAGCACACGCCCAUCUUCCCCAUGGACCAAAUGAAGCCGAGCCGCCUGGAAAACGACUACGUGGAGAACCCUGUGGCCAGCCAGCCCUGCAGGAAUCCCAGCCCCCAGAGCAGGCCGGGCCAGCCUCCAGAAUCAACAGCGCCCAGCCCCCGGGAGCCGGCCUGUCAGCACCCCGCCACACCCUGGGCACCUGCGACCGGGCGACCCAGCUCCAUCAGCAGCAGCAGCAGCACCUCCUCGGACCAGCGGCUCCUGGACCACGCGGCGCCGCCUCCCGUGGCCGAGCAGCAGGGCUGCCCCAGGGCGGUCCGCUCACAGCCCAAGUCACCCCUCGGCAGCAAAAGUGUCGACCUGAAGGAGACGCCCCGCCGCCAGGAGAACGCCAAGCACAUGGUGUUGUGCGAGGGCUGCGGGAAGUGCAGGUGUAACCAGUGCGUGUCCCCCAGGACUCUGCCCUUCUGUUGGGUUUGCAGCCAGAGGUGCCUCUGCUCCCCACAGAAAGUUGUCAACUAUGCUACCUGCAUGUGUCUGGUAACAGGGAUUUUCUACCAUUGCACCAAUGACGAUGAUGAGAGAUCCUGUGCUGACCAUCCCUGCUCCUGUUCUCACUCUAACUGUGGUGCCCGCUGGUGUUGUAUGGGGGCCAUGUCGGUGUUCCUGCCCUGUUUGCUGUGCUAUCUGCCAGCCACUGGGUGCGUCAAACUCUCCCAAAAGUUUUACGACACUCUCAGCCGCCCAGGAUGCCGCUGCAAGAACUCCAACAGUGUGUACUGCAAGGUCCCAGAGGUGUCAGUCUGCAGUGGGGAGAAGCCGCCCUCCUGAUGCGAGAGGGCCUGUGAGGUGGGGAUGGGUGGGGGUGAAAUGUGAUGUGGUUAAUGGGACAGUAAAUCACAUCUGUACUUUUCCAGUUCAGUCUUUGCUGCCAGUUCCUGCUUUCAAAAGAAUUACAUGGUCUGUAGAGUAGUGAGUGGGCAAAACCUUACUGUCUUUCUGAAAUGGGCAUAAUAUAUAAUUAAAAGAAACUUUCAAGGAGCAGUUAAAUGUGAGGGUUUUGCAAAGCUCUUUAGAAAUCUAUGCCUUUGUUGUCAACAUUUGGAAUAUGUUCUAUCCAAAAAACGAAGGGUUUCAUUUUCUUGGGAGAGUGGGAUAGGUAGGAGUCCUAAUUCUAAGCAGUCGAAGUCAUUACCUCGAAAUUCCACCAUGUAGUACAUAUUGGUUGCCAUUAUUCUGAUAGAAUUAGCAAUAGGCCAGAAAUCAAACAUGCUUCACAGUUUUGGCUUUUAUUUGAAGUGCCACACAGAAUUUAACGAGGUAUAUUUUAUGGCUAAAGAGUUUCAUUACUGUCACUGCCUAUACUGAGACUUUUUUUUGAAAUAUGAUCAAUAGUGAUUAUUCCUUUAAACUUCUUAAAUGGCAUAAUUUGCUUUUAAGGUGGUAUUUAAAGUCUUGAUCCAUGCUGUGCCGAAAAGCUCUGUGAGGAAAUGGCAUGUUACUCAAAGUAAAGCACAUCGUAAUCACUGCAAAGUUCAGUGUAAUAACUUGACAGACAUUGGUACUACGGGCCAAAGACAUAUUAUAAUUUUACUAGACACUUUAGAUUAGAAUCUUGAAAAAAUACAAUGAAGUAUUUUCAAUGUUCUUGGAAAGGUUGCCCAAACUCUACUCCACAGAUUCUUUAACCUUCAAAUUAAAGCAUCAAAUGUGUUAACUCUGUCUGAUUUCAUGCAACAGAAUGUAAUUUUCUGAAUGCUAGAAAGGCUCUACAGUUGAUUGUUUCUGUGUAUGUUAUGCGUCUGCAACAAAAUUUUGCAUUGCCUUCCCGGUCCCGAUUAAACCUGGUUUCUUGGUCUCUGCAUCACAAGAGUUUCUUAGCACAUCAACAGUACCAGUGGUAAAUGGGAUUAUUUUAUGAGGAGUGAGAGAACUUUGUAUUUCAUCAGUGAGCAUGAUUAGAUGAAAAUGACUCUUUUUCAACUAAAAUUUACAACAAAAAUAAUUACUGGGUCAGCAUUUUAAGAAACUAAUUCUAUUAGAUAUAAAAUUGAUAAUUUACAAUUAUUACCAUGGCUCUAUAUGUAGAGAUAUAUAAAAGGAGGGAGAAAAGGCUCAUGUUGUCUUUGCAUUAUUAAAUUCUUUACAACUACAGUAUGUGAGUGUAGGCAAUUAAGUUUGUAUGUUCAAAGCCGUGUGGAGUCCUGUAGCCUAACCAUUCAGCUCUGAAGAAGUGCUGUGAUGGGAGUAAGAAUCGGCAAUAUCUGCAUCAAUUAACUGAGGCAAGCUCUGUAAGAUCUUAUAAGAAACAAACCAAGAGGACUGAUGAAAGCAUAUGAUAAUAAGAGUUGUAAGAAUUAGAAGUGUAUUAAUUGCAAUAUUUAUAACAAAGAAAAUAAAAUAUUUCUUCCCUAGCCUGCCUUGAUAUAAAUAUCAUCAAUCCUUGACCUUCUUGUGUAUUAUCCACAAG
Hemiscyllium ocellatum (epaulette shark) is the source of this 2950-nucleotide messenger RNA. RefSeq names its product sprouty homolog 4 (Drosophila) (gene spry4). NCBI's taxonomy places the organism in Eukaryota, Metazoa, Chordata, Chondrichthyes, Orectolobiformes, Hemiscylliidae. Gene Ontology annotation, biological process: animal organ development; negative regulation of fibroblast growth factor receptor signaling pathway; negative regulation of MAP kinase activity. The record is from RefSeq and is a predicted model, not a curated record. The coding region runs from base 397 to 1311 and encodes 304 amino acids. Gene Ontology annotation, cellular component: cytosol; membrane. The transcript is spliced from 2 exons.